This is a messenger RNA of Spinacia oleracea (spinach), 755 nucleotides long. Its product is annotated as ubiquitin-like. Bases 156 to 584 code for a protein of 142 amino acids. The record is from RefSeq and is a predicted model, not a curated record. Gene Ontology annotation, cellular component: ribosome. Gene Ontology annotation, biological process: translation. The transcript is spliced from 4 exons. Lineage: Eukaryota; Viridiplantae; Streptophyta; Magnoliopsida; Caryophyllales; Amaranthaceae. Gene Ontology annotation, molecular function: structural constituent of ribosome; protein binding.
AAAAGAGAAGCCUUGGGGCGAGGUUUUCGGUGGGUUCCAAACACCAUAACCCUAAAACUCUUACAGUCUUACCUAUAAAUACAUAAUCACAAAUCACAAUACAAUUUUCCUUACAUCGUUAUCGUUAUCGUUAUCGUUAUCGUUGAAGAGAGAAGAUGCAGAUAUUCGUGAAAACUCUUACCGGCAAAACUGUCACUCUCGAGGUUGAAAGUAGCGACACCAUCAACAAUGUUAAGGCCAAGAUUCAAGACAAGGAAGGUAUUCCACCGGACCAGCAACGACUGAUCUUUGCCGGAAAGCAAUUGGAGGAUGACCGUACUGUUGCUGAUUACAACAUCCAGAAAGAAUCAAGUAUUCAUCUGGUGUUGAGGCUCAGGGGAGGUGGAGGAGGAUCUGGAAAACAACCUUACGCACCCUAUAUGGCGGAUUUGGCUCGUAAAACUAAUCAAAACAAGCUCAUUUGCCGCAAGUGCUAUGCUCGCCUACCUUUGAGGGCUACAAAUUGCCGCAAGAAGAAAUGUGGACACUCCAAUCAGUUAAGGCGCAAGGCUGUUGUUUUUACUAAUGGUGGUGGCAGGGGAUAGAAGCAGAAGCUAGCGUGCGUACAACUAUAUAAUAUCUAUCUCCUCAUUUCAUAUCAUUUUCUUUAUUUUGCAAAGGAUUUAUUGUCAUUUGUCAACUCCAUGACUCUGAAUACCGAAUAGUUACUCACAUUAUUAUUCCCAUUUUAUAAUAUUCCAUCAUUUUCUACCCUA